CACCUGUUGGACAUACAGUAGAGAGGACAUCCGGCAUCCAUGGAGUCCAAUCUGUCCUGCCUGUCGUCCCUUAAAGACGAAGACGCUGUGGUUUACAUUCAGCCUCACUACAAAGAGUCCUACCGCCUGGCCAUUUAUGCUCUGCUCUGUGGAGGCAAAGAGGCCUACGAGGACUUCCUCCAGGCCGAGCAGAUCAGCCAUUUUCUGUCAGAGGAGGAGAUCCUCUUCAUCCUGGAACAUGCAGAGCUCCCUGAAGUGGAGGAGGAUUCUGGAGAGAAAAAGGUCACCGAUGAGCUCAGCCCCUCCACCUACUUCCCAACCGAGUCGGACGAGGAGGUGCCAGACCUGGACCUGGGCUGGCCAGAGGUCAGUCUGGAAGACACCGACACCAGCAUCAGUCUGCUGUUUCAUCCUCCCAGACAAAACACACCAACCAUCAAAGAGGUGAUUCGGAAGCAGAUUCAGGAGGCGCGCCAGGUUAUUGCCAUAGCGAUGGAUGUCUUCACUGACAUUGACAUUUUCAAAGAGAUCAUCAGCGCGACACUGAAGGGAGUGGUGGUCUACAUCCUCCUGGAUGAUUCCCACAUCAAGAGCUUCCUCACCAUGUCUCACAGGGUGGGCAUUAAUAUCCAGGACCUCAAGAACCUUCGUGUUCGGACAGUUCAAGGGCAGCAAUAUCAAUGUCGGUCUGGGAUGAAGUUUCAUGGAGGUUUGGAACAGAAGUUUAUUCUGGUGGACUGUCGGACAGUUUUGUAUGGAACAUACAGCUACUCAUGGUCGUUUGAGAAGAUCAACCUGAGUAUGGUCCUGGUUGUCACAGGUCAACUAGUUUGCUCCUACGAUGAGGAGUUCAGAAGACUCUACGCUCGCUCCACAGUUCCAAUCCCGUCAAAGGGGAAUCUAUCCGUCCCAUAUCUGAGAGACACUGUGACCUUGAAGAGCCCAAACUCCAGCCAGCUUUCUCUUAAUCACGUUCACAUGAGGUCAAGAGUGAUGCACGGCAUGAGAAGUGCUCAGGAUGACAGGUUUAACAAUACCACCAUGAUGAUCAGGGGCCUGAGCAUGCAGGAGAGGCUGCAUCAGUCCCACUAUGCUGAUGUAGGGAACCUGGUGAGAGGACACAGUUAUGGGGGAGAGCUGCAGAAGAUGAACUCAAUGACUCGACUGAGGAUGGGAACCAAGGACAUUGGCGCUACUCCUGAGAGGAACGGAGCUAAUCUGAGGAGUGGUGGGGAUUUUCUGCUAUCAAACAGGUUGUCUCAGCAGCACCUUAGGCAUCAGACUCGCUACGGUGCAGACCAGAACCUGAUACCGUUCAACUCGGAAACAUCUCUUCACAGGUGGAAGAUCGACACAUACCUUAAUGAGAAUGAUAUGCUUCUAGAUGCGUCAUGUGAUGCACUAUCCCCCAUGGCAUCUCCAUAUAGCAGUUACACAGGGUUAAACGAGCAUCAGUCACAGCUGAUUCACAGCAGGUCGAGGGACAUCAAGUCCAGAAUGGAAGAAAUGAGGCAAAAGAGGUUCAGUCUGCAGGAGUAUGCCAAUCUCAGGCAAAGCCAAGAGUCCUUGAGAUCUAUGUAUCCGCCUCUCGACAGACUUAAGUUUAAGUCUUCAUUGAGAGGUCUUGAUGUACAACAGAGCAUGACAGAAUCAGAGCCAAAUGCACAAGACAACUGCAAACUGGAAGAGAGUGACACCAAGAAAGAAAGUGACAAAAAAGAGCAAAUUCUUACUGAUGGCCACCGCUCUACUUCACACCACAAUAUCAAAACAGUGACAGAUCGAAAGACAUUGCAGACAUAUGACUGGCACGAGCCUCUUUCCAGGACCACAUCAGCAGCUGAUUUAGAUAUGAAACUGAAUGAUGCAACACUGAAGCUUAGUAUCCAGCACCAAAGAGCAAUGGAGUCUUUGACUGAAAUCCCUGAGGAGAAAGAGGGUUCAAACAGUCGUGUUAACAGUUCUGAAUCAGCAUUUAAAGACACAAAUGGGGAGAUGUGCAAAGAUGAGAAAGCUGUCCCAAAGGAAAACUCUGUUAAAUCAAGCUUACCAGCUGAUCCACAGAGUCAGGGUCAAGCCCGGGGAAGCAAUGCUUCCAUACGAAAGAUAAACAACAGCAUAGGCUCACCUGCUCCAAAAGAAGGAAAGAAAUCAACUUCCAGUCAAAUCGAAACUGCUCCGAAGACUUCUACAGUAUCUCAGCCUGCAGGUGAGGCUAAGAGUAAUCACACAGAAAAAGGGCAAACGCAACAAGAGGAACCACCACUUCAGAGAAAGAAUUCCAUUAGAAUGAAAGUACAGGCACUGCUUGCGUCAGAUGACAAGAAAGCUGCCAAAAAAGAGGAGAAGUCACUGCAAAGAAGGGCCUCGUUGAGAUCACAAAACACUUCAGGAUCUAAAGUGGACCAUUCACAGGCAGCUGCUGCAGAACAAACCAGCAAGAAAGGCCAAUCACCGAGCACCCCCAAGUCACAGAGGGCUUCUAGUGGUCCAUCGGAAACAGAGAAGCAUAAAUCUCCAUUUCCAAGACUGACUCCACAGCGUUCAAGCAAAAGGAAGACAAACCCAGCAGCAGAGCAGGAUCAAGGCUCAAAGAGCACUUUGGAUAGUGAAGCGGUGACUUUGUAUCAAACCAGCAAACAAAAAGCCUACAGUCGGUAUGAGUAUUUGCUUAGCACUGAAAAUAUUCACUUAGAUAGGUCUACAAGGAUGACAAGUACGUACUCCUCAGACAAAGACAGAGGCUCUUUGCUGAACAGGCAUGACUCUGGCUAUCCAGGGUAUCAGACACAAAGCGGCACUGACAACAAACUGGGACGAUUCAUGCAGCGAGUAGGAAAUCUAAUAGGCAAAAAUAAGUAGGGCAAGGAAGAAGAAAAGAAGGCCACCAUGCCUAUUAAUGAAGGCAGUGUUAAUGCACAGUCCUUGUGUUGUUUAUUGAUACAUUUUGGUUCCUAUACACAGAUUGUAUGUUUACACUUCUUCAAUAUGCUGCAGUUGAUGGGUUUCAUAAUGUGGUCAAGACUUUUUAUUUAUCACUGAUGCCAAAACACCAGAUGUUCUUCAAGGUGUGUCUGAAGUCUGGAAAUUCCAUUCACUAUAUAUUUUGUUACCUCCACAAAUUAAAUAUGGAUUUGCUGAAAGGAGAAAGAGUUGGACUGGUAUUUCUCAGUGGAUGUGAAGGAUGGACAUAUUGAAGGAUAGGGUUAGGGUUGGGGAAGGGAUUUUUUGGGGCAAGCAUGAAUCAUCCAGGAUGGGGUUUGUCCAUGACACUGAUCGUUUCUUUAUACGUUUUAACCACCUUCCCGACCGUGGAAAAGCCAAAUAGAAUCCUCCUUGGAUGACGUCCAUUAGGUUCAUCUGUUAUCUUUCGAUACAUCCAUCCUUCACAUCCACGGAGAAGUACCAGUUCAACUCUUUCUUCUUUCGACAAAGCCAUAUUUAAUCUGUUUAGGCAAAAAAAUAAUAUAUAGUUCAUGAAAUUUCCUAUGUGUCCAGACUUUAGGUGCAUCCUGUAUGUGAGUUGUCGGUUACUUGAUCAGUUUGUAUGUAUUAUUCUGAGCUGGGUGUUACAGCUUACCUGGGUGGUAGCAAGUCUGAUAUAAACAUACCAACACGUCAAGAUUAAAACAGGGUGAACAUGACAGGGAUGCUUCAAAACAUGCACGAUAAGUUUUAGAAAUGACUGUUAAACAUACAAAUGUUUUAUAUGUGCUUGCUUUUUUUGGAUGGAUGAAUCUGGUGAGAUUCUUUAUUGUUCUCAUGAAUAAAUCUCAU
Acanthochromis polyacanthus (spiny chromis) is the source of this 3777-nucleotide messenger RNA. Its product is annotated as protein FAM83B-like. Bases 40 to 2862 code for a protein of 940 amino acids. Gene Ontology annotation, biological process: epidermal growth factor receptor signaling pathway. Gene Ontology annotation, cellular component: membrane; cytoplasm. Lineage: Eukaryota; Metazoa; Chordata; Actinopteri; Pomacentridae. The transcript has 4 exons. The record is from RefSeq and is a predicted model, not a curated record.